Messenger RNA from Onthophagus taurus, 2054 nucleotides. It is a transcript of the gene Pngl, whose product is annotated as N-glycanase Pngl. Lineage: Eukaryota; Metazoa; Arthropoda; Insecta; Coleoptera; Scarabaeidae. The record is from RefSeq and is a predicted model, not a curated record. Gene Ontology annotation, cellular component: nucleus; cytosol; cytoplasm. Gene Ontology annotation, biological process: protein deglycosylation; glycoprotein catabolic process. Gene Ontology annotation, molecular function: peptide-N4-(N-acetyl-beta-glucosaminyl)asparagine amidase activity.
AGGAAUCAGCUGAUUGUCAAAUUUAUUUCCUAUUCAAUUGGAGGUUAAAUUUUGCUGAAUCAGUUUGGGCUUCGUUUAAGAUAAACUUGCAUUAUCACGAAAUUAAGUCGUAUACAAAUCGUUUAUUAUAGUUAAAACAAAUAUAUUUUUUAAUUUUUUGUAUUAAAUCAUGUCAAAUCUACAACAAGUUUUAUCAAUGCUUAAACAAAAUACUAAGGAACAUUACAAAGAAGUUGAAAGGCUUUUGGAGAAAGUAAUAAAUAAUAUAUUAAAAGAUCCGAAGAAUGUAAAACUUAGAACUUUAAAAAAAAGUAAUGUUACAGUAUCUCAAAAAAUUUUAAAGUCACCCGGUGGUGUGGAAUGUUUAAAGCUUAUGGGUUUUCAGGAGUCAGAUAGUGAUUUUACACUGCCCCUACAUGCACCUUUGCAACACCUAGAAUUAAUCAAAGAAAAUAUUAGUGUGGAGAAUGUUUUUAAGGAAACACCAGUGGAAAAGGUUUUACAUAAAGUAGAACUCCCUAAAUUUUCAUCAAAAUAUACCAAUAAGUUUUUACAAGAAGUUGAACAUAGAUUCCAUUUAGCUAGAAUUCAUGAUGAUGUAGCAUUACAAGAACAAGCUAAAGAACUUAUCCGUGAAGCUGGAAUUGAGGCUAAAGCUAUACAAAGUAUGAGAAGCAUCCAAAAAAAUGUUUUAGCAGGUGAUUUGGAAGAUCCCAACAUAAGCAUGCAAGAUGUAUUAUUAUCGGAGCUAUUAGCUUGGUUUAAAAAUGAUUUUUUCUCUUGGGUUGAUAGCCCAAAAUGUGAAAAAUGCGAUUCCCCCACAAAAUUUUCCCACAUGUCAACCGAUUCAGAACUUUUAAAAUACACGGAUAGAGUCGAAAUCCACAACUGCACUGUUUGCAACGCUUCAACGCCAUUCGCAAGAUUUAACGAUUUAAAUAUUCUUUUAGCAACGAGAAAAGGGCGCUGCGGCGAAUGGGCUAAUACAUUUACUUUAUUUUGUCGCGCAAUGGGUUGGGAGGCUCGUCACGUUUACGAUGAAACGGAUCAUGUAUGGACCGAAGUUUAUUCGGUAGCUCAAAAACGAUGGUUGCACUGUGAUUCAUGCGAAGCAGCUUUAGACACACCGUUAAUGUACGAAUCGGGCUGGAACAAAAAGUUGUCUUAUAUAAUUGCUUAUUCGGGUGAAGAUCUUCAAGAUGUCACCUGGAGAUAUUCAAGUCGUCAUAAAGAAGUUUUAUCCAGACGUAAAAAAUGUACCGAAAUCGAGUUAGUUAGCGCCAUUUGUAGUUUACGAAACGAACGGCAAAAAGGAUUAAGUGAAACUAGGAGGGAAUAUUUAAAUAAAAGGGUUUUAUGUGAGUUAAUUGAGAUGAUGGUUGAAAAGGAGGCUACUGAAAAAGAUAAAAAAGGAAGAACUUCUGGGUCUAUGGCUUGGAGGUUAAGUAGGGGGGAAACAAAACGGGAUUUUGAAGGAAAAAUAUGGAAAAUUAGUGAUACUAAUAUAUUUUCUUUAAAAUAUUGUACAUCUUUAGAUCAAUAUCUUGUAAAUAAUGAAAAAAUUAAAAAUUUCUCCGAUGGUGUUUUUAAGAUGAAUGGUGUAUUUCGUAAGGAAGAGAAAGAUUGGAGAAAUGCCUAUUUGUGCAGAGAAGAAACUGUGAGUGUCGGUUCUAUUACUUGGGCAUUUCAAGUUGAUUUUGAUCAAAAAUCAAUUGAUGAAAUUAUAAUUUAUUUUGAUUACACAACAUAUGAAGAUGGGAAUGUUACAGUUAGUUUAAAUAAUGAAAAUAAACGAGUGGAUUUUAUUAAAGGGCAAAAAGAAUUGAAAACGUUCGAUUUUUCAAAUUCUAAAUAUAUCGAAAUAACCGCUACAUUAACGGGAGGUUCCGGAAGCGUUUAUUGGCAACACGCUCAGUUAUUUCGACAAUCAUUAGAUAGCGAAAAAUUUCCUUUUACUGUAGAAAUUAAACUCAAGUAAUAAUGAUGAUGAAAUAAUAUUUUGUGAUUUUAUUAUUAGUAUUUUUAACUAGUAAUUAUACAUUUUCAAUAUUGAA